Molecule: messenger RNA, 912 nt
Organism: Botrytis porri
Lineage: Eukaryota; Fungi; Ascomycota; Leotiomycetes; Helotiales; Sclerotiniaceae
Exons: 1
Coding region: 1-912 (303 amino acids)
Cellular component (GO): nucleus
Source: RefSeq, a predicted model, not a curated record
AUGAACGAAGAUAACUCCAAAAAUCACCAGAGAAGUAUUCUCGAGCAGGUUCCCGCAACACAGCUCGUGUCAGAACGUUACAAAUGCUACAAAAUGCACGAAUUACUUGAGUCCCUGGAUCUAAAACUAGAAUUAUUGGAGGCAAUGAAUAGUCUAGAUGUUCUGAUGGUUUGGAGGGACGAGUUCAAUGCUAACAUCAAUGUUUUAAACAAAAAAUCCCUUGCUGCUUUCCAUAAAAAGUACAGCUCUCUCCAAGGAACCGCUAAGUCGCCGCCAAUACAUUCACAGUAUCUCAAUCAGUCUCAGGGAUCCAAGAGAGCUUCAGGUCUACAGAUAUCUGAAAUCAUAGAUCUGCCUUUUGAUAGCAAUGAAGGCUACAUAGACAUUGGCGUGGGAAAUGCCAGUGAAAAGUCCAGCAACUCGUUUGACUAUUUCAUAUCUCAUGAUGUUGCGCAAAGUACAACUACCAUAGCACCACUACCGAGCAACCAAAUGCCCAAAUAUCCAUUGAUCAUUCGAGAUAUGGACGAGAAGCAAAUGUUUAAUGGAAAUGGAACGAUAGACUCAGAAUUUGCCGUUCAGUAUGCUGAAAACCAAAUGAAAACCGCAAACUCGGAUUUUCGAGCUCCACUUGAUAUUCAACCUUCACAUUCACCGCCUCAAGAGAUGUCGCCUCAGCUGAUGUCUAACUCUGAAAAGAUACCCGGAUCCACGUCAGCUAGAAGGAGAGGCUAUCCCCAUAUUUUCAAUGUUUGCUCCAAGACAUUCACAAGGGGGACUACACUCCGUGAACAUGAACUGAGUCAUACAAAUAUGAGGCCUUACAAAUGCAGUACCUGCAAAAAGGGCUUCUCGAGGCGCAAGGACUGUCUUCGCCAUCAGCUCCUACAUGCGAAUACCAAGAAGUUCUAA